Molecule: messenger RNA, 874 nt
Organism: Ogataea polymorpha
Lineage: Eukaryota; Fungi; Ascomycota; Pichiomycetes; Pichiales; Pichiaceae
Exons: 3
Coding region: 1-825 (274 amino acids)
Biological process (GO): conversion of methionyl-tRNA to N-formyl-methionyl-tRNA; biosynthetic process
Cellular component (GO): mitochondrion
Molecular function (GO): methionyl-tRNA formyltransferase activity
Source: RefSeq, a predicted model, not a curated record
AUGGACGCGCACGUGACAAUCACCCACGCAGACGGAGCCAUCGGUAGAGAACAAUUUUCGAUCCGGUGCCUGGCGCACCUUCUUCCCAAAUACGCCGACGCGAUCACCGUGGUUGCACGGACGGCCAAGCUGAGUGGCCGCGGGCUCAAACAGUACAAGGAACCGCUCAUCGUGAGCUACGCCAACCAAACAGGUCUGCCGCUUGUGCGUGCAGAUCAACGUGCCGACUUUGACAGGCUGUGCGGCCAGUUCGACAUCUGCGUGGCUGUGUCUUUUGGACUUCUCAUCCCUGCCUUCUUCCUCGAGUCGCUCAAAUACCCGGGUCUCAACGUGCACCCGUCGUUGCUGCCAGCGUUCUCCGGGCCGGCUCCCAUGCAACGCGCGCUACUCAGCCACCAGAAUUACACCGGAGUGUCCUUGCAGACGCUCGAUAAGAAGAAAUUCGACCGUGGGCGCAUUCUGGCACAGGAUAGACAAGAGAUCACCGAAUCGGAGACCCUUGACUCUCUGUGCGAGAAACUGGCGGAUGCCGGCGGCAGGCUGCUGAAAAAUUCUCUGGACACUGGCCUGUACAAGCCGCAAAAUUACCCUUCUUUCGUCUCACCUGAAAGCUACUCGUACGCGGCGAAAAUAAAGCCUUCAGACAAACGCAUCGACUGGAAUAACUUCACCACAAAACAGAUCCUACGGCGACAGAACACGCUCGGUCCGCUCUUUGCCAACGUCCAGGCCAUCUCCAAGGAAAACCAGCCCAUCCUCAAACGGCUACCACACGCGACGAGUCUGCACAGCCAGGACAAUUCUCUCUCAAAGAUGGAAAACUGACGGUGGCCACCAUAGACAGCGCUGUCGAGUGCGCGACGCCAGGACUGGA